AUGGCAUCUACAGGUCUUCAGCUGCUGGGCUUGGUGUUGGCUGUGCUGGGUUGGGUGUUUGGGGCGUUGGUGUGCGCCGCUCCUCUGUGGCGUGUGUCCGCCUUUGUGGGUGGGGAGCUGGUGAUCGCCCAGGUGGUGUGGGAGGGCCUGUGGAUGAACUGCCUGUCUCAGUCCACAGGCCAGAUCCAGUGCAAGAGCUAUGACUCCACCUUGGCCCUGCCCAAAUCCGCCCAGGCCGCCCGGGGCCUCACUGUCCUCUCCCUGCUCCUCUGCCUCCUGGCCCUCAUGCUCGGGGUGACAGGGGCCAAGUGUACUCACUGCAUGGGGGACGCCAACCAGGCCUCCAAGUCUCGGAUGGCCAGGGUAGCGGGGCUGCUCUUCGUCGUGGCUGGCUUGGCCUACUUGAUACCCAUCUGUUGGACCGCCCAUGCAGUUAUCAGGGACUUCUAUGAUCCGACUGUUGCUGCGCCUUUCAAGAGAGAGCUGGGGCCGGCGCUGUACCUGGGCUGGGGGGCCAGCUUGCUGCUCCUGGUGGGGGGGUCCCUGCUCCAUGUGGGCUCCUCCCCACCGGGAGCAAGGGCGCUGCCUGUUUUCGGCAGAGCAGCGAAGGACAACCCACACACGGGGGCGGCAGGGGAGGUGAAGCCGCAGGAAAAGUCAUUUGUAUGA
Messenger RNA from Anoplopoma fimbria (sablefish), 669 nucleotides. RefSeq names its product claudin-9-like. The transcript has a single exon. The coding region runs from base 1 to 669 and encodes 222 amino acids. NCBI's taxonomy places the organism in Eukaryota, Metazoa, Chordata, Actinopteri, Perciformes, Anoplopomatidae. Gene Ontology annotation, cellular component: bicellular tight junction; plasma membrane. Gene Ontology annotation, molecular function: structural molecule activity. Gene Ontology annotation, biological process: bicellular tight junction assembly; cell adhesion. The record is from RefSeq and is a predicted model, not a curated record.